AUGGAAUUUAAAAACAUAACUUUAUAGUCAUAGUCUUCUUUUCUUUCAUUUGAAGGAAUCAAAAAUUUAUUGAUAAGAAAUCUUACAAUCAGUAAAUGUAAUUUUACCCAAAAUAUAAUUCAAGUUAACAAUUUAACUAAUCUUAAAAUGGAGAAUAUAAUUAUUACAGAAAAUAAGUUUUAACAAGGAUUUAUAUUUGCCAAUUAGUCUGUGAAUGUUUUUUCUAAUCAGAUUUAAGUUAUUAAUAAUUAAUUAAAUGCUAAUAUUAACCAACAAAGUUAAAUAAAUCCAUACCUGUUCAAUUUUUAGUAAGUUUAACAAGUUUUAUUUAGCAACAUAACUUUUAAUAACUCAUAAAAUUUGGGCUUUAUAAAUUUCACUGGCAUGAUGAUAAGCUUUUAAUUUUUAUAUUCUAUGUAAAUAACAAAUUGUUUUUUCAAUGAAAUACAAUUAUAGAUACCUGUAAUUCUGAUAACAUAUGGAUAAACUAUUAGUAUAACAAAUAUGACAGUAUAAAAAAUGAAUAGCUCACACUUUAUGCAAAUAUAAUUAGUAGAUCAACUAUUUUUAAUAAAAUUAACCUUUAUAAAUGUAAAUGAACAUUUAAUUGAAUAAAAAAAUUUAGAAUCUUCUUUAUCUAAAUAAUUUUAAAAAUAUUUGUUGAGCUUUGGAGGAAUAAAAAAUUUUAUACUUUCAAAUUUAUAAAUUUCUUUUUGCAACAAUAUUGGACAAUAAUCUUUAAGCAAAUAAAAUAAUAAUAACUAACUCAAUAUCAAACAUAAAUGA
Molecule: messenger RNA, 786 nt
Organism: Tetrahymena thermophila SB210
Lineage: Eukaryota; Ciliophora; Oligohymenophorea; Hymenostomatida; Tetrahymenidae
Exons: 2
Source: RefSeq, a predicted model, not a curated record